This is a messenger RNA of Trichogramma pretiosum, 770 nucleotides long. RefSeq names its product probable 39S ribosomal protein L49, mitochondrial (gene mRpL49). Gene Ontology annotation, cellular component: ribosome; mitochondrial large ribosomal subunit. Gene Ontology annotation, biological process: translation. The transcript has 3 exons. Gene Ontology annotation, molecular function: structural constituent of ribosome. NCBI's taxonomy places the organism in Eukaryota, Metazoa, Arthropoda, Insecta, Hymenoptera, Trichogrammatidae. Bases 88 to 663 code for a protein of 191 amino acids. The record is from RefSeq and is a predicted model, not a curated record.
CCGAAAAAGGUUGUCUGCUCUGCCCCGUUAUUGUUGUUUACGCGAGACGUGUGGUGUUGGUUGAAAAAUCUCCGCUGAAUUGACGAAAUGGCAGCAUUGCAGUUUUUGAGCAGAGCUGCGAGGACGGUCGUCGUCGGCGGGACGAAUCGUUUCACCGCAUUGGCGGCGAUAAAUUUGGCUCCAAAGAGAAAUUAUGCCGACGAUUAUAAACAGGAACAGAGCGUAAUGUACGAUGAGCUCGAUCAAAGUACUCUUCCCAAAUUCGAAACCUCCAAUGAUCCAGCGGAAUGGAAAUUUGUUGAACGAUUGAUCCCACUCGCAUUGGUUCCAACGCCAAAAUCAUUUACAGAGCCAAGUCCAUCUGGAUGGACUACUCCCAAAAAGGAUGCAUUGAAGCUACCUUAUUUUGUAAGUAGGACUAAGAACCACAUGCAGCCAGUUUAUUAUAGAAUCAAAGAACGAAGUCUCAGGCAUACAACCGUUAUUAAAAAUAUUGAUGGCGAUAUUUGGCUCAUGGGAGAGCAUUUAAAAGAUUAUCUCAAGAGGAACACUAAGAAAAAAGAUUUAAUAGCUCUCAAAGUGAAUGAAAUGAAUGGUACAAUAUCGGUUAGAGGGGAUCAUGUAGCAUGGGUCAAGAAAUGGAUGGAUGAAAAAGGAUUCUAGAUCAAAAGAUAGUUGUAAAUAAUUCUAGGUGCAAAAUUUCAUAGUUCUGAUCUAUUGGAUAAGUCAUUGUUAAAAUAUUUUGAAAUAAAAACUUUUUUUUUAAAAAC